Chelonus insularis is the source of this 1307-nucleotide messenger RNA. Its product is annotated as serine/arginine-rich splicing factor 7-like. Gene Ontology annotation, cellular component: nuclear speck. The transcript has 4 exons. The record is from RefSeq and is a predicted model, not a curated record. Gene Ontology annotation, molecular function: zinc ion binding; mRNA binding. Gene Ontology annotation, biological process: mRNA splicing, via spliceosome. NCBI's taxonomy places the organism in Eukaryota, Metazoa, Arthropoda, Insecta, Hymenoptera, Braconidae. The coding region runs from base 569 to 1156 and encodes 195 amino acids.
CGCCAUUUCCGUUAGUGAAUCAAUUUCAUCGUUACUUUACAUAAAGUUCAGCAACGAUCUCUCCAAAGUGGCUUUAUAUUGGUAAAAUUGGCGGACGGACGAUACUCUUUUCGAGACUAUAAACAUGUAUUGUGCAUAAGCUCCAAUAUCUCUAGUGAGUGGCAGUGACCCUCAGUAAUCCCCUCGCUUGAAGAUUGUAUUGAAAACGCUUGAAAAAUAUUGAAUAUUUUUUUUUUUGUGCUACUCCAAAAUUGAUAUUUAAAAGAUAGUUAUUUUCUACAAUUAAUACUUAUUUAUACGUUUAGUGAAAAAAUAACCGGCUAGUAGAGUAAAAAAAAAAGAAAUACUAUUACUACCUACUCUGAAUUGAUUGUGUCGUCAUUCAAUACAGUUCAAGGUUCGCCGCCAUUUUGUGAAAAAGCAGGGAGAAAUAAUUGGAGUACAAACGUACUUAUUCUACCAUUGAAUAAGCGUCAAAAAAGUGAUUGAUGCAGUUCUAAUUAAUAUUUUUCAAUUAAUGAUUCAAUUUAUUUAAUUUUAAAACGUGACUGAGUUAAUUUAACCGAAGAUGAGUCAGAUGUCACGCUACCCUUCAGAUUGUAAAGUAUACGUGGGCGACUUGGGCAACAGUGCGACAAAACAAGAUUUAGAAAAUGCUUUUUCAUAUUAUGGGCCUCUAAAAAAUGUUUGGGUAGCUAGAAACCCUCCAGGAUUUGCAUUUGUUGAAUUCGAGGAUGCUCGAGAUGCUGAUGAUGCCGUCAGAGCUUUAGAUGGACGCACGAUCUGUGGUCGUAAAGCAAGAGUUGAACGUUCCAAUGGAAAACGAUUGAGAGAUCGAGGACGACGUGGUGGAGGUGGUGGUGGUGGAAGACAAUUUCAUCCUGAGGAUCGAUGUUACGAAUGUGGAGAACGAGGCCAUUACGCCAGAGACUGUUAUAAGCACAGAGGUGGUCGUAAGCGCAAAUCUUACUCUCGAUCGCGUUCACGAUCAAGAAGUAAACGCUCUCGAUCCCGAUCAUCAUCUCACAGUCGUUCUCGCAGCAGGAGCAACAGACGUGGCAAGUCACGCAGCAAAACUAGAUCAGAUUCCAAAGAUCGCAGCCCGAUAGAACGAUCACGAUCAAGAUCUCCAUCUAACCGAUCCCGCAGCAGGUAAAAAUGGAAGGCAGUAAACGAUGAUCAUAACGAUAAGUUUUAAGUAAUUCUGAUUUGUAUCACUAAGAUCUCAAGCAUUUACAAAAACUGGCUGAUCACUUUUAUGUGUUUUAUGAUUUAACAUAAUAAAUAAAGCCUUACUUUACCAUAAA